GCAAACAACACGCCAAAUCUAUUAUUCAAAGUGCACGUAAUUUCUAAUUGAGUGUCAAGUUUAGAGAUGAUAAAAGAGUAUAUAUUUUUGGUGCCUUUGCUGCAGUCAAUUCUUUUGAUUGGCUCCCUUGAAGCGGGCUGUCCUGUUUACCUCACCAUUUCGCUGACGGGCAAAACCCUGCAGGACACCUUUCUCGAGAUCAACUGGGGCCCGAACUGCUAUGGACCACCCCAGUGGGUGGGUAUCUACAGCCAGGAUCCGGCCAUCUCCAACUUUCAGCCCGAUUUACGCAUCAAUGGAAUUUUCAACACAACCGGCAAGAUGCUGACGCCCAUCAAGCUGGGCAAGCUUCGUUUUCCCGGUGGCUGGAAUAAGAAAGAUAGUAGCGAUCAGCCGGCAACGCAAUAUCUCAAGGGCAAGUGCCUGCCACACUAUGUGGCCAGCUACAAUGGCACCGAGCUGCUCACGGUGGAUUGCCUCAAGAUACAGCCCAAUUGGAUGGGCCAGAUCAAGGACAUCAAUCGAAUGGCGCUGAAGGACAUCUUCCUGCCCGGCACACAUGCCUCGGCGGCCGUCUUGGGCUUCAGCUCCAGUAAGUCCAAUUCGAUACUGGUCAGGGAUUACCUGGUGGCCCAGCAGCUCGAUGUUUGGUCGCAGCUGGUCUUUGGCAUUCGUUAUCUCGAUUUUAGCAUAGGAUACAAGAACAUGAACACCGACAAUGAUGCCGAUAAUUUCUGGAUAGCCAACGAGAACAUGCUGAUUACACCACUACUCACAGUUCUGCGUGAUGUUCGUCAGUUUGUUAAAAGAUCUGGCGAAGUGUUAGUUCUGGAUUUCAGUAGUUUUCCCAUUGGCUUUUACAAACACCCAGAGAUCUACAGCUCGCUAUUCCGGCUGAUUCGCCAGGAGCUGGGCGAUGAGGUCUAUCGGCGUAAUGUGGGCAAGGACGAAAACUGCGCCAAUCGAAAUUUCAGCGAAAUACUGCUGCAAAAGAGGCAUCUGGUGAUACUAUUUCCCACGCAGGAGCUGCCCUAUCCGGAGAAAGAAUCGAACAUGCUCUGUCCGCCGUGGCAGCGCUUUAGCACCAGCUUUAUGAAUAUCUCUCAAACUCUGGACUAUAUGCGUCUGUUGUUCAGCAGGAAGCCGGAUUCUCCAGUUCGGAAUGUUGGCUGGAUAUUCACGGCGGUGAGGAGCAUGGAGCAGACACUGAACGCCCACCAAUUGCAGACCGCCAAGGAGCGGGCGGCGGUGCUGAAUCCCAAGAUAAAUAAGUGGCUAAAAGGACCUUGGGGCAAUAAUGCCAAUGUGGUUUCCAUGGACUACUUUAGCAAUACGAAUAUCGUGGAUCUGGCCAUUCAAGUCAAUUCGCACAAGGCCUUUAUCAUGGCUAACCGCGAUUAUGUAAAUUUGGAAAUAUUUAACUUGUUCUAAAAUGUAUAAUACUAUAGAUAACUGCUUCAGUAAUAGAUAUAUUAAUGAAAAUAACACACAACUAGGAGUAAUUUAGCUCAGUGUUAACUGAGCGUACGUUUUAAGAAGGUUGGCACCCCUUGUAACUUACUCAUCAACCAAUUUGUCAAUGUGCUAUUAGCCAGUACACGAACCGAUUGAAAAACAUUUAAGACACGAACCAAGCCCAUACAGUUGCGUAAAAUUAUCGAUUAAAGUCGAAAUUAGGAUGACAGCUGCGAAUGAACGUUAUUUUCAAAUUGUAACAUAUUUCUUCAUCUACAAUCCUGUAAUAUGAAAGACAAUUGAAUUCAUUAAUUUCUGAACCUAGUUCUCAAACAUGUUUUAUAAAAUACACAU
Molecule: messenger RNA, 1809 nt
Organism: Drosophila mauritiana
Lineage: Eukaryota; Metazoa; Arthropoda; Insecta; Diptera; Drosophilidae
Exons: 4
Coding region: 67-1431 (454 amino acids)
Biological process (GO): lipid metabolic process
Molecular function (GO): phosphoric diester hydrolase activity
Source: RefSeq, a predicted model, not a curated record